GAUGCUCAGUAGUUACAUUUCAUAUACUCUCAGAUAUCUUUGAUUGAAUCGUGGAAGUGUUUCCGCGAAACUGUACGAAAUUGAACUGGUAAUUAAACAUGAGACCACAGGAACGGGAAUUCCUGAUGGCUGACUCAAAACAAACAAGCGAGUGUUCAAAAUGCAAGGGGAAUGGCAAGCAUCCAGUGAAUAGUUCCAAGUAAAAACAUCUAAAGAGGAAAGCAAGUCCAUUGUUUUCGCCGCUUAUCUCCUUGGGACAAGUAUCCUGCUUUUUGGUGCCGUAAUGAAGGCAGGGCUUGCAGUGACACACAUUGCUUCCUUCUCAAGAGCAGUGACUUCACUUCCCAAAUUUAGAGGAAAAAAACCAUCCGGUUAACUGUCUCUUUCUGUCCGCGACAUACCGGGGGCUGGGAUUAAUUCAGGACCGUGUCAUGUUUGGAAUAUUGUUGGGGUCCACUGAAAAUUGCGCAAAAUGGACGGAACUAUUAAGGAGGCGCUGUCAGUGGUAAGUGAAGACCAGUCCCUGUUCGAGCCUCCGUACGCUGCUGCUGCCCCCCUCCCCAAGACAGACAUGACUGCGUCCAGUGCACAGGACUACGGGCAGCCCCACAAAAUCAACCCCUUGCCCCCGCAGCAGCAGGAGUGGAUCAACCAGCCGGCCCGAGUCAACGUCAAGCGAGAAUACGACCACAUCAACGGCUCCAGAGAGUCCCCGGUGGACUGCAGCGUGGGCAAAUGCAAUAAGAUGGUGGGCGCCUCCGACGCCACACAGAUGGCCGGCUACGGAAACUACAUGGACGAGAAGAACGCGCCGCCACCCAACAUGACCACCAACGAGAGACGAGUCAUAGUGCCCGCAGACCCGUCGCUGUGGUCCCCGGACCACGUGAGGCAGUGGCUGGAGUGGGCCAUCAAGGAGUACGCCCUGCUGGACAUCGAGACGGCCAUGUUCCAGAGCACGGACGGCAAGGAGCUCUGCAAGAUGAGCAAGGAGGACUUCCUCAGGCUGACCACCGCCUACAACGCAGACAUCCUGCUCUCACAUCUCAAUUACCUCAGGGACAGUAGCUCAUCUUUAUCCUACAAUGCACCAUCUCACACAGAUCAGUCUCCCAGACUGGCAGCCAAAGAAGACCCAUCUUAUGACGCAGUGCGGCGGUCCGGCUGGUCGAACAACAUGCACAGUGGCAAAGGCUCUCCAGCCGUGGUCACCCAGAAUGUGUCCAAGACCACGGAGCAACCGCGGCCCCAGCCUGAUCCAUACCAGAUCCUGGGACCAACAAGUAGUCGUCUCGCCAACCCAGGCUCGGGCCAGAUCCAGCUGUGGCAGUUCCUGCUGGAGCUGCUGUCGGACAGCGCCAACGCGGGCUGCAUCACGUGGGAGGGCACCAACGGCGAGUUCAAGAUGACCGACCCGGACGAGGUGGCGCGGCGCUGGGGCGAGCGCAAGAGCAAGCCCAACAUGAACUACGACAAGCUGAGCCGCGCGCUGCGCUACUACUACGACAAGAACAUCAUGACCAAGGUGCACGGCAAGCGCUACGCCUACAAGUUCGACUUCCACGGCAUCGCGCAGGCCCUGCAGCCGCACCCCACCGAGUCCACCAUGUACAAGUACCCGUCCGACCUGGCCGGCUACGUGCCCUCCUACCACAGCCACCAGCAGAAGGUCAACUUCGUCUCGCACCCGCACCCGCCCUCCAUGCCCGUCUCCUCCUCCAACUUCUUCGGCCCCACGGCCCCUUACUGGAGCUCUCCGGCCGGGGGCAUCUACCCGAGCCCCAGCGUGCCGCGACACCCCAACACCCACGUGCCCUCCCACCUGGGGAGCUACUACUAAAGCAACAACAAAGGCCUUUCUCUAUUGUUUGUUUGGUUUGUUUUUUUUGUUUGUUUUUUUUGUUUGUUUGUUGUUAUUGAAGUCAUGAGGAAAUUUUGUUGCCAAAUCAAAAAAAAAAUCCACUCAAGCCUUAACACGAGUGAGCUGCCUGCACUUGCAAGGAAAACCAAAAAAAAAAACAAAGAAGGAAACAUGGAGGAUGAAUGAAGGAUACAGAGAAGCGAUGGAGGGGAAAAAAGUAGUGACUGCCUCGCUGCUCAUUUUUUAAGCUUUUUAAUCCAAAACAGUGGAAGGAUAUUUGAAAUGAAGUUUAAAUUUGAAGGAAAAAAAGAAGAAAAACUCAACUGGAUAUACCAGUCCAUUUUGGAUGGAUUACUACUUAUUCACAAGUCAAGUGACUGGUUCAAGUCCUCUGAUGUUGUUUCAUAGUGUUUGGUGUGUGUCUGUGUUUAUAAACACGACAUGUAUUACAUGUAGUAUUAUGAGCUGUCCUUGAUCCCGUCAAACUGCCCCUAACCAAACUGCACCAAAGGGCAAAAAAAGGCUAUUAUAGUAUAAAGGCUAUUAUAUUAUAUAGAGCCCAAACCCCCUCGCAGAGGGACACAGAGAGCCCCCAAGAGUCACAGAGAGACACACAGAGACUUUAGAGACUCAAGCAGGACACGUGAAGAAGAACACUAUGUCACCUGAUAAUGGUGGGCGGCAAACAACCAAAAAAUGGACCCUGGAGGCCAUAAUACUUCUCUCAGUCUCAGUCUCAGUCCAAAGUUCCGCACAGGUGCCUUGUCUCACUUUGAGCCCUUCUGUUUGAAAUGUUCUUGUGAUGUCUCAAUUUGAUUUGCCUCCUUGCCUUCUUCGUCUUGUCUUGCGUCUUUGUCAUUGUUUUUGACGUCAAAGAAGUUCCCGCCAAAGUUUUGCGGGUGACUGACUCUGUUACAGAAGGGAAUGUCUUGAUGCUGACCAUAACAAACAAACCAAAACACCAACUGGAAAAGUUGUGUUCUCACUUCACAUGUCCUCCUCUAAACUGGAACAGCAUAAAAGUUGAAGACCACAGUUUGAAGUGCCAAGAACAGAACAUUGUUAGCUGCGGGGUCGGGUGCUGUGGCCUGUUAGCAAUAGCCCGGCCUGUUCCGUCCUUUGCCUGAGCACAUAUACAAUAGUUAAGCUGAAGCUUCAGUGGAAGCUAAGCGGAAUUGAUGUGAAUGCUCUGUGGUCCAAAUUUCACAACCCCCCUUGCUUUAUUUCACAUGAAUGGAUUUUCAUCUCACAGUGAUCUAGAAACGUAUCUAUUUUAGCCUUUUGCAGAUGUAUCUAUAUGUCUGCACAUGCUGAGUUCGAGUUUGUGAAUAUAUUAGGUCUUCCUUAAUCAAUCUCUGUACCUGUAGAAAAACAAAGUGCCUGCAGUAUCUGUUUAUACUGAAUAUACAUUCCUUCAAGCUCCAUCACACUGCGGUGAUGCAAUACAUGUAGAUUACUGCACAGCUGAAUGUUGCCAUUGUGCUAAGUACCUCUUAGGAAAAAAGACAUAAAUUUAAAUAAGUGAACAAAAAAAACAGUUUAAGGACACAAAAAAAACGUUGAAACCGGAGAAAUCCUCAGAUUCGCGAACGCUGUGCGUUUGUUAGACCUAUUUGCUAUUAUUUUUUAAUCAACGGUCAACUAGGCAUUAAAAGCAUCUUACUGUAUAAAUUAUGCAGAUUUAUUUUCAUAUGUGACAGUAUUGAAAGACCAAUAAGAUUAAUACGAGUUGACCUCGGUCAAAUGCAGACUUUUUUUUAAAACCGUUAAUGAAGGUAGUUUGUACAACAGUAAAGUGUUUUGUAUCUGUACAUUUGGGCAAUAACUUUAUGAAUGUUUCGUUUUUUUUGUACUCUGAAUACAUUUUCGUAUAAGUUCACUGUCUUGCCACAAGCAACGAGUUAUUUUUUUGACAAAAGAAAGCUUUUUUUUUCUAAAUGACUUUUUUUUCCGUAUGAACCCACAAACACCCUGUAUAACAGUCGAACAAAAUGAGACAUACUAAAGUUGUAGCAAGAGAAAAAAAAAUUCAUUCUAACGAAACAACACAAAAGAAAUAGUAUUGGCAGCUUUUGCUUGGAUCUCUGCAUUGGCUGGAAGUUGUAUGCGAAUUGAGCGAUUAUAAUAUUCAAGUCUUAAGCUUGAUUCACACGAGGCCCCAUUUUGUGGUAGCAUUAAAAAACAUUCCAAGCAGUAUUCUUAAUAAAAAAAAUCCCCCUCUGCACCUCUUUGAAGCAUUACAAUCAAAAUGUAGGGGGAUUACGUGCUACUUUAUAUAUGCAAUGUAUUUUGGAUAUUGAAUAUAUGGAUCUAUAUAUAAUUUUGCAAUUAAUCAUUUCGUUUAUUAUUUGCCAUUCCAGCAAUGUAUUAAGUAUUAUGUUUUGUAAAAGGGUUGUAUAGGAAAAAUGUGACGAAAUAAAUGUUUUUACUUCGAAA
Engraulis encrasicolus (European anchovy) is the source of this 4297-nucleotide messenger RNA. It is a transcript of the gene fli1, whose product is annotated as Fli-1 proto-oncogene, ETS transcription factor. The transcript has 9 exons. Gene Ontology annotation, molecular function: DNA-binding transcription factor activity, RNA polymerase II-specific; sequence-specific DNA binding. Gene Ontology annotation, cellular component: nucleus. Bases 473 to 1840 code for a protein of 455 amino acids. The record is from RefSeq and is a predicted model, not a curated record. Gene Ontology annotation, biological process: regulation of transcription by RNA polymerase II; cell differentiation. Lineage: Eukaryota; Metazoa; Chordata; Actinopteri; Clupeiformes; Engraulidae.